GCGAAUCUGUCAAAAAUUUUCACGGGACAAGCAGCAGUGCGCGUCGUGAAAUUUUUCUGGUGGUGAAAAAUCGUGAUUUUGUGCCGGAAAAACCUUUGAAAAUGGUAUCGAAACACAAGGACCACGGUCGCGACCGUAAUCGUGAUGGAGAAUCAAGCCACUCGCACGGCGUAUCGCGCGAUAGAGACCGUGAUCGGCGCAGAUCUCGUUCCAAAAGCCGGCACCGUGAUAGAGACCGAGACCGGGAGAGGGAUCGUGAGCACCGGCGAAGGAGUAGAAGCCGUUCGCGAGAUCGCCGCCGUCGCAGUCGGUCCCGCAGCAGGGACCGGAGGCGUUCGCGGGAUCGUGAGCGCUAUGAUCGGGGAAACAGUCGAGCAUCGGAUCGGUCGAAUCGUGCCCGUGAGGAAAAUCACGACACGGAGAGCGCAUACGAUUACAAGGGUAUCGAGUUUACCCAGAGCGUUAUCGAGUCGAUGAUGUCAACGGCGGCCAACGCGAAAAGCUUUGCCGAGCUGCUGAACAGCUACAACCAGCAGCAGCAAAUCCAACAGCAACAGCAGCAAAUUCAGGCCCAGAAGGCGCUGCUGGAGGCUCAUCACGAGAGCAACCAGUCGGAAGCGGGAAGAGAUGGUCCGAGUGGCAGUGGCAGCAGCAGAUCCGAUGAUGCUGAACGCCGCCGGAAGAAGAAAUCCCGUUGGGCGGGCGGAGAUCACGAUAAAACCUUCAUUCCCGGAAUGCCCACGAUUUUGCCAGCAGGGAUGACACAGGACCAACAGGAAGCAUAUUUAGUUCAACUGCAAAUAGAGGAAAUCAGUCGGAAGCUACGCACCGGGGACCUGAUGAUCCCGCAGAAUCCGGAAGAAAGGUCACCGUCGCCGGAGCCAAUUUACAGCAGCGAUGGCAAGAGGUUGAACACACGUGAGUUCCGGACAAGGAAAAAGUUGGAGGAACAGCGUCAUCAGCUGAUUACACGGAUGCAAUGCAUGAAUCCGGAGUUUAAACCUCCAUCGGAUUACAAGCCACCGGUGAUUCGCGUCAGUGACAAAGUGCUGAUUCCCCAAGAGGAACACCCGGAUAUCAAUUUUGUUGGUUUACUAAUCGGGCCGCGCGGUAACACACUCAAGGCCAUGGAAAAGGACACCGGCGCCAAGAUCAUAAUUCGUGGCAAAGGAUCCGUAAAGGAAGGCAAAGUGGGACGCAAAGACGGUCAACCACUGCCAGGGGAGGACGAACCGCUGCACGCCUUUAUCACCGCCAGCAAUCCUGAAGCGGUGAAAAAGGCAGUCGAUCGCAUUAAGGAUGUUAUCCGGCAGGGCAUAGAAGUGCCGGAAGGUCACAAUGAUCUCCGAAGGAUGCAACUUCGUGAACUGGCGCAACUGAACGGAACCCUGCGCGAAACCGAUGGACCCCGUUGUACCAAUUGUGGCUCCAACGAGCACAAAACGUGGCUGUGUCCAGACAAACCGAAUAUCACCAACAAUAUCGUGUGUUCUUCGUGCGGUGGAGCUGGCCAUAUUGCCAAGGAUUGCCGAAGCAAACGACCUGGGCAGGGUGGUCCUCCAACGAGCAACAACCAGGCCAAGAUCGACGAGGAAUACAUGAGUCUCAUGGCAGAACUUGGCGAAGGACCUCCACCAGAGUCGAACAACCAGCAGAAUUCGCAAUCAUCUAGAUCUUACGGUCUGUUUGAACCCAGGCAGGCACCGCGCCCGCUUAUGCAAACUCCGCAUCUCCCGCCUCCACAUGCCGCUCCACCAGCGCCACCAACAACCGCGGCCCCUAUGUCUCUGGCUCCGCAAAUGGGUCAAUGGAGCUUGCCUCCCAUUCCUGGUCCGCCACCUCCACCGCCGGGAGUUCCCUCUUUGAUGUCCUGGGGUCAGCAGCCACCUCCACCGGGCGGAAGUCCAGAUGUAAUGCCACCGGGAACGGCUCCGCUUCCACGGUAUCAACAAAGCUACCCGCCACCACCGCCAGGAGUUUCGCAACCGCUAGCACCGGGUACCUCUCCAGUUGGAAUGCCCUCUUGGAGUGGGAAUGGCGCAUCGGCAGGUCCACCACCACUCAUGCCACCAGGUUCGUGGCAACCCCCGGGAGGAGCUCCAGGAACAGGUUUCAUUCAACCGCCACCGAUGCCAGUCGGCUUGCCGCCGGCUCAUCUUUUAAACGCUCCUCCUCCCCCACCACCCCCAUCGUAAGUGGUCACGCGGAAAGUAUGGACGUGCUUUUUAACUUUCGUCGAAAACUAGCAGGUGGUAAAAAGAUUUCCCAUUUCUAUGGGAUAUAGACAUAGUGCUACAAUUUAUACUACGACAUAAUGUUUCGUGACUAAUCCCUAAAAACUUGAAUCAAAAAGAUAAGCUUGCUGUACCUAUUUAAUUGAUAGACCGAAUAAAAUUAGCUCUUAAUAUAACACGAA
Molecule: messenger RNA, 2416 nt
Organism: Armigeres subalbatus
Lineage: Eukaryota; Metazoa; Arthropoda; Insecta; Diptera; Culicidae
Gene: SF1
Product: splicing factor 1
Exons: 6
Coding region: 102-2195 (697 amino acids)
Biological process (GO): regulation of mRNA splicing, via spliceosome
Cellular component (GO): nucleus
Molecular function (GO): mRNA binding; zinc ion binding
Source: RefSeq, a predicted model, not a curated record